Molecule: messenger RNA, 7808 nt
Organism: Pocillopora meandrina
Lineage: Eukaryota; Metazoa; Cnidaria; Anthozoa; Scleractinia; Pocilloporidae
Source: the annotation of a GenBank genome assembly
UAGAUGCCAAGCAAUUUGAUAUCUAUCAAUAUCUAUCAAUGGGUGUAGCUUCUACUAGUCUGUUCGAUCAGCCAACUGGUGUAAACCAACGUGGGCGAUUAAUGUCUUUCUGUAAGUCAUCCCUGAGAUUCAUCAUUUGCGCAGUGUCAGCCCCUUUAUGCACAAGUAUAAGGACAGAAAUCAAGUGCAAGUACAUGUAAGUGAAAUACAGUGGAAGCCUUAUUUUUUAGACUCUCACAGUAAUCUGCGAUUACUUCGCCGUCGAAAUUUAUAACUCAACGUGUUUCGAGUGAAACUUUAUUCGUAAUAACCAUACAGCUGAAGUAACGGUUUAUGGAUGGCUAAUGCCUAUAUGUCUCAAUUUUGUGUUCGAAAGCGAAAAUCAGCUGUUGCGUACACAUGUAUGUUUUUUUUGUAAUCUGCCGUCACGAUAAGUUGAUAAGUUGUAGAACAGUCAAGAGAAGAAGUUUGAAAAGUUUGAGAUCUAUCUAGUUGACUCUGAGAACUUAACUCCGAGUUACACGAUGAUAGUGUUCAACAACGUUUGGGGGAUUCCCUGAACUUCGAACUACCGCUGCUUCCGCAUUCAAAAAGGUCUCGAAGGUAAAUCGGAACUGAUGAAGUAUUUGGGACAGAUUUGCACGCUUACUAAGUUAAACGAUCGUGUAUCGCAAGAAUACAAUGAAAAAACGAGACCAUUGAAAAACUUUUCUUUACCCCGUAAAUAGCAAGGAGUGAGAAUUUCGGUCAAACAAUGGGGCAAAGAACAUCAGGGUUUCUUUCUCAAGUUUUUGCUUUGACUGUGUGAAUCGUAUAUAAUCAAAUUAAUUCACCCCGCUGUAUCAGGUUAAAAAUGAAAUCCCUUCACAAAACAUCUCUUGAAGUAGCUAUUUUAAUAUAAUUUUUAAAUUUUGCCCAACGUGCACUUUCUGCGUAUUAAUAUGCAGUGUGUCGGGAGAUAAGAAUGUUUUUCUCGUCACUUCCCAGGUAGCAGUCGAUACACUGUACACAACUGUGUAAUAUUCACCAAGCAUAUUUUUUUUAAAAAUAGCUUUCAAGCAUUUAAAAUAUUUCAUACGAGAUAACGUUUAUCUUCUCUUUUAGUAAUCGACAUUUACAUUUACCAGUUAGUUGUCAAAAGAAGAUCUAUACGAAAGAUAGUGUGUAGCCAAAUUUACGAGACUCCCUCAUCUGACAUUUCCCGAACGACUAGGCUUACGAGAAACUUCAUUUAUGCGGUAGAAUUACGCUUUAGAAGGAAAUCAGUGUCAUAAGUUGAAUGUUUUGCAUCAAUAUUUAUCUUUAUGUUUAGCAUGACACUGCAUUUCCUUCAUUUCAGUAUGUUUCAGGUACUUAAUUAAGUGUUCUUUUGUAAACUGGCUGAUGCAACGUGCAUCGCAGAUCUAUUUUCACUCUGAUCUCCUUCGAAACAGACUUAUUUCUUGUGAAACUGCCAAAACAAUGUAAUGUUUUACAAAGGCCAGGUUGUCACGUUUCAAGCUCUUAAAGACAAAUAUUUUCUUCACAGAUAAUACAAAUACUUUCACUUCACUAUCCGAACGGUUGAAAGCAUUUAAGAAUCAGGUGUGUAAAGUGUGGAGCAAAGCAAGUUUCCAGAUUUAUCCAAGAAAAUACAUUAAUUUAUAUUUCAAAGAGGCAUGCUGACUACGCAUGGCUUAACUGAUUUGCAUAUUUAGCUUAAUCGCUGGUUCGUGUUGGCAUUUAAAAUAUUUAUGAUACAACAUCCGCAGGUAUUACCCGUAAGGGAUUUUAGAGCUUUAUGUCAUUCUCUGAUGAGAAGGAUAUGGAAGCAGUCGCAUCAGAUAAUCGAACAUAUGCAUUUGCCACAAAUGGAACACAACCAGAAGGAAAUGUUCUGUGGUUGACCAUUUCGAAAAAAAACCAACAACCUCAAAAUGAAUAACCUGAUACUUUUUUUUCAAAACGCAGUUCUCUGUGGCCAAAUUACUCAAAAUGUAUCAUGUAUAUCAUGCUAAGAAAUUUCAUAUCUCAGCAAAUUCCUCAGUUAAACCAACACGGAACGAGUAACCAAAACUUGCUUUACUGGUGAAAAGAUACUUAGCUCAGCACAUACUUCAGUUAAAUAACUCGGAACGAGUUACCAAAACCUGCUUCACUGGUGAAAUGAUACUUGCGGUAAAAUCUGCUCAGCAUAAGUAAUGUUGCAUGGUACUCUAAGGUAACUGAAUUGAAACGCGUCUAUGAUUUAUAUUCUGACUGAUGUUUUUCCCAUAGAUAUUGAUUAUUUACGAUUCAAGAAUCAUUCUCUAUGCCUGGAUACUACUUAACGACAAUUGAUCGAUCUGAAAUCGACAAAGAUAACUUAUGUCCUAAAUGUGACAAGCUCCUCAAAGAGGCAGUACAGACCAUAGCCUGCGGCCACAGAUACUGUAAGGCAUGUGUGGAAGACAUACUAAGGUAGGUUAAGGUGGAUUUGGCUCAAUACAGAUGUAAGUUUCUAUUUCAUAGGGAAUUAUUGCGAUGACUCGAUACUCUUUGAUUAUAGAUUAUGUUUGGUGUUUCCAACCAUAUGUAGUUAAAACAUAAGUGAAGUAGAUUUAUGGCAAUCGGUGUACUUAGUAGAAGUCAUGAACUAAUACUUGAAUCAAGUCUGUACUUUGUGACAAGUAUGUACGAUAGUCAAUCAUGCAUCUAGAAGCUUUUAGCUUUGUUUGUUUGUUUUUAUUUUAACGUUACUUUCUUAGCUCAGCAUGCAUCUUAAUGCUUUCAAAUCUAGAUGCAUUCUGAAGCUCUUGCCUGCAUCUGUUUCCAACCAGGACAGGGUUACAUUCUUAAUUUAAGGAAAGUGGUUUAGGCUACAUUUCUAUGAAUUCGCUAAGGUCUUUGUAUUCUUUAUAAUCUUCAGUCAGGGACCAAGAAAAUGUGUCAUAGAUGGGACAAUCAUUCAGCGAGAACAGGUAAGUUACUCUUUCAAAUCCCGAAAAUCUUUGGAAUUUUACUUUUCUUACUAAAUCAGUAGUAAGGUAUCAAAUUAUUUUGCCAGGCUCUCAGAUCAAACGGCGGAAAACGACUUAAUCAAGCGAGAUGAUCGCCUGCUUCUCCACUGAACGAGACCGAAGCAUGAGUCACCAGCAGCCUUACAAGAACGACUUGAAGAAUCACAUUCGCAUUUUAAGAAAAUUAUAAGAGUUGAAACAUUAUGAACUAAAGUACCAGAGAAAGAGCGCUCAAAAUUUCCUGCGUUAUCAAGGCCUUGAGGCAGAUCGGAUCGAUACUGAUCGCUUAUUUCAUAUUUUUGACUUUUUUCUGAUUGAUACUAUAUCUUCAAUAUCUUUUUCUUGUCUGUGUUUGUAUCCUAGGUUUUUCAGGACCGAUUUAUUGAGCGAGAAAUCCAGUCAUUGACGUUACACUGCGUCAACCAUGAGCACGGUUGUGAAUGGAAGGAUGAACUGAGAAAACGAGAAGUAAACCUUAUUAUGUUACGGGCCAUUUUCCUUUGAGUGUCGAAAGAAAUACUUGAUUACCCUCUUAAGCAGUCAGAUGCUGCGGAACUUAAAUCAAUGUCGACUUUCCGCGUUUGCCCUUUGUCCUGAUUGGUCAUUGUGAUUACUUUGGUAUUGCGAAACUCAGUCGAAAUGCGCUUUAUUACUGAUUCCCAAUGUGAUUUAUUCAAAUAUGUAUUUUUCCUCCCCAACCCCUAUUGUCAGCUAUCAAUGCUGACAAAACCUCGUGAGGUUCGACGUCAAUAAUUAAGAAAUCCACUGCUUAUCGUUUUAACGUAAUUUUUAAUGUGGCUGCCUCUUUACAGGCCCAUGAAGCUGUUUGUGAGUAUGUGAAAGUACACUGUGUUCACUCCGAUUGCGGCGAACUGGUGACUAGAGCCCAGUUAGCAGACCAUCUGGAACAAAGGUGCCAGUAUAGGUUGGACACAUGUGAGUACUGCCAUGCUCAAGUCAUUUUUGCAGUUGUAAAGGUACGUACAGAGACAACUAAAUAAUUAAACAACCUACCAACGUGCACAACUCAACGGACAUUUCUCGAUGAAGAUAUCCUUAGCUUGUGCGUCGAUACGACGAAUCGCCCUGACAUUUAAGCUGUCACUGCAACGUCUCUAAAAAUGCACUGUCAUUUGAAAGUAUUUCUCUGACCGAAGUGGACAAAGCUCAAGUUCACCUGACAACAACAACGACUAUAAUCAUCUUUUUAAAAUUUAGUGUUACACGUUGGUCUGUGUCUUGGUCUGUGUCUCGCAUGAAUUCUUUUCGUUUGCCUUUGAAUAAAUAGACAUCGUGAAAUUCAAAAUGCUUGAAUGGUCGCUGAGACCUGCCCCAGUCGAAACUCUCUUGGUGAACAAUUUCGUAAGCUGGAAGCCCUCCUUACCAUCUUCUCGCCAAGAUUUGCGUCAAAAAUCGAGGUGCCCAAAUUACACAAUGAUCUUCUUUCCAAGCUCUCAGAAGCUUCGAUGUGGCUGAGCAUCAUGACAGAAGCAUAAGGUGGUACGUAAUACGUGUGAUGCUUUCGUAAUUUUGUCUAAUGGAUGCUUUCUGUUAUUCUCACGAUAGGAACAUCAUGAAACCCAGUGCCCUCUGGUGCUAAUCGAAUGCGCAAAGUGUAAUAGGAAGGACAUUCCUCGUGGGCAGGUAAGCUCAGAUAUACUUUCUUAAUUGGUUGAUUAGAAAGGUAAUUCUCUUGAACUACCAUCUGCGAUUUUGGAUAAGGAAAAUAAGCAAGUACGGUGCUUUGAUCAGAUAUGGUGCAAUUACUACUUAGUAUCGAGAAAUUUGUAUAUUCUUUCUAGAUCAAUACGCUUGUCUGCCAUUUCAAUACGCGUAACCAACCCAAAAGUAAUAAUGAUCGGUAAUUAAAUUAAUUAAAUUAGGAGUUGGUAACUCACCAGAUACUGUUAACUGCGUGCCAUUGUUAGCCCUGUUGUGUCAUCGUUAAUAGUCAUCUGUAAUUAAGCAGGGAGUUCCAGAUGAUACGACGUCAUAUGAUUACCCGUAAUACGCAUACUUGCGCGCUCAUUUUGGCAAGUUAAAGUGUGCAGAUUAUUUACUCUGGAAGUAUUUAUACGGACGGGCCAAAACACUGCUGGGUUAUAUUGGCGUCUGUUGAACAGGAUCAUGAUGUUUAGCACAUGACAGUAGCUUUUACGCUAGUAUUGAAUUAACUUUAGCUUGUCUCGACAUUUUGAAUCCAUUUCUAGAUGGCUUCUCAUAUUGACCCAAUGAACGGAGACUGUGAAGAGAUAACAGCUCCUUGUCCUUGGUCGCAAAUCGGAUGUCCUGAAUCUAAGGUUCGUGUUGGGAAUAAACAAAAAGUGUGAACGUUUAAAUUUUCACCCAUUUUUAAGAUGUUUUUGAGGUUUCGAACUGAUUUUGAACGGUGAAAUGUGUAUUCUCUGCAUUAUAUCAGAUUUUUUUUAGUUGACAUUAUUUGAUUAUUGUACAGAGCAAACCCCAGAAGUUGAAUUUAUUGAUUGGUAAUUGUAUCGUUGAAACAUCUUUCUCUGCUGAUUUUCACGAAAGAUUUGCACCCUCUUGCCUUUCAGACCAUGAAGCUGCGAGAUAGAAAGGUUCAUGACGAGAGAAAUGUUGCUGAGCAUAUGAUGCUCCUCUUUCAAACAGUCAUGCAACUUCUCUCUUUGGUAGGGAGUAACCUUCGGGAACCAAACUGCGUCAAUAAUAAAGAUGUAAAUAUGCCAUCCCAGAAAGAAUUGGAGAGAUUUGCUGAACAGAUUGAGUACGCGUUAAAAGAGAAAGAAGAAUUAAAAUCCAAGUUGUUGCGGCAAGAACAACGCAUACACCAGUUAGAAAGUGGUGGUGCUGGGCGAAACGAACCUAUUCCGAAUUCAUCUGCAAUAGGUCAAGAAUCAACGAUGGAGCUCUCACGGCGACUUCGCAAUGAAGAAGCUAAAACAGCUGACCUUGAAGUUCUCAUCAUCGAAGGGAACAGACAGAAUGAAGAUCUUCAACGGCAGGUUGCCACUUUAGCGAGAGCACUGGAAGCUGCCAAAGAGACGAUUAACAGGUUACAAAUGCAGUUUGAGUCCAUGAGUCACUCCCUGGCUUUGCGCAAUGUCACCCUGAGCGAUUUAGAGGAAUACGUGACACAACAAGAAGUAUCCAGCCACGACGGAGUCUUACUGUGGAAAAUUUCCGACUUCGCCAGGAGACGACGAGAUGCACAGUCAGGAGGUCAAGUGUCAUUUUACAGCCCGUGUUUCUUCACAAGUCGUUAUGGCUAUAAGAUGUGUGGGCGUAUCUAUUUAAAUGGUGACGGCAUCGGCAAAGGAACCCACAUCUCAAUCUUCUUUGUGGUGAUGCGCGGACAGUAUGACGCGAUGCUCCGCUGGCCAUUCAGACAGAAGGUUACCUUCAUGUUAUUGGAUCAAGAUAAUGUGGAACACGUGAUUGACGCAUUCCGACCAGAUCCUAACAGCUCCUCUUUCCAGAGGCCAAGAAGGGAAACGAACAUAGCAAGUGGAUGUCCUACCUUCUGCCCCCUGUCGGAGUUAAACAACCACGCUUACGUCCGGGAUGACACCAUGUUCAUAAAAAUCAUAGUGGACACCACAGAUUUGUAAACCGGCCAGAAAACUUUUCAGAGUGGUAAUUUGGUGAAAACUUCUCGUAGUGUCUUAACGUUUUCUGCCCCAGUCUGGUGUCGUUGACUUCUGGAAGCUAAAAAGCUAGCUCAAUAUUCUUGAGCAAACUAAACGACCUCUUUUUAAUGACGAUUUUAGCCCUUAGAAUGAAUAUGAAUUUUAAAUGAAUGAUCUAUAUUUAGAAGGCGGACAUCGAUGGGAAGUUUUGCAAUAACAAUUUACUUUAGCCUUUAUAUUUUUGUGACAGUGGAAGGUCGAUAUCUAGAAGGCGGAUAUCGAUGGGACGUUUAGGAAUAAUAACUCACAAGAUACUAUAAACUAUUUGUAAUCUUUUGCAACUUACUGUGACAUUUAUAUUUACAUGUAAGUGGUAGUGGUGGUUAACUAAGAUAAGUUUUGUUUGGGGUUUUUUUUUUGGACCUGCCUGGCAAUAUUCACCACCUGAAAUUAACUUUGCAUGUAUUUAACGGAACUUAGGAAAUUUGAUAUUUAAUUCGAAUUAUUGUCUUCAAACAUUAUUUAUUUAGGUUUAACAAAUUACUUCUUUAGCCAAGCAAAUUAAUUCGAGGGUUUUCCCCCGGGUUCUCCGGUUUUGCUCAGUAUCAUAAUAUGUUGUUGGUCGGCCAGAUUCUCUUUGUGAAUGCGUUAAGUAAAUUGUUUAAAAAGGUCAAGACUUUAGCUACUUCCUUAAACACCGACUAUUUAACCGGUGAACGUGUGUGUCAGCCUCAUUUAAAAUCUUUACUUAGAAGAGAGUGUGAUUGUUACUUAGUUGUAAGGGUAGCUUGAAUGAGUAGCUAGUCAAACAAGCUCUUUCGGGUCUCUCUCCUUCCCUCUGCCCCAAAGAAGGUAUAAAAGCACAUAAGCCGAGGGGCAGAUGGUUAGGGUGUAGUAAUUCUUAUGAUACAAGAAAACGGACCCUGGGCUUGUGAGAAACUGACAGUGCCAAUAUUGGAAAGGGACAUUUUUAAACGCCUAUAUCUCAUCAAGCUUAUUACCUUUCGUUAGGGAAAAAGAAAAAUAUAUGAUCACUAACUUUUAAACUCCUGAUAUUGCCUCUCUAGUGAGGCUGAUUGUUUCACUGUACUUCGGUUAUUAGCUUGUUGUGUACACUAAAACAGAGGCUAGCUUUUAAAGGCGCGCUCGGAUUGGUCACUUAAACUCCGAAUAUCCUUUGCUACUCACCUCCGAAGGCUCGCACGGGAUUUGCGCCCGAGAA